CCGGUGUGGUUCACAAUUUUCUUUCUCUCGUAGUGUUCGCACUUUUCAAUUCGUGUGCGUAUGGCUUUGUGAGUCGCUUUGUGUGUGAGUGAGUGUGGAAAAGUCCACAACAACAACAAAAGGCAAAAGAGAGAGAGAGAGCUGAAAAAUCUUCCGAAAAUUAGGUAAAUGGCGGUCACAAGUGUUGCAACUGGUUAAAGGGCUAUAGCUAUGGAUAAACAGAAUGCAAAAAUGUAUGCAAUUGCCGUCAUAAGUUCGCUCAUUCAAAUUCGUAAUUCAUUUUUUUAAAAUGAACCAAAAGAGCAUUUAGCCAAAAGAGAGUGCGAGCGAGAGAAAGAGCGAGAGCGAGCGAGUGAGUGAGUGAGAUGCGCCGUUUCAUUUGCAACGUCAUCGUCUGAAGAGUACCGCCGAAUGAAAGAGAGCGCGCGAGCGCAUUACGCCUUUGUUUACACGCCCAUUUCACAACUCCCCCGAAAGGAAACAUCAUCCAAGGACCUACUAAAUAUGCACAUCAGACCGCUAUUUGGACAAUUAAUGCAAAGGAAUCCGUUAUAAAAAUAAAACAAGCGAUAAAAGAGUCUGCGCAAAGAGAGCGACAGCUUAACAAGAGUGAGAGCAAAGAUAAAAGAGAGUGCACACUUCGUUUGGCUCCAAAAAUCAAAAUCGUGUAGCUCCCAUUUGGAAAAAUUGCGUCUCGCGGCACAACGUGCGUCCAAAGCAGCGGAAAGUUUUUUCUAUUCGCGGCCCGGUAAUUGUAUUUGUAUAUGCAAUUGUGCGUUGAAAAACUCCAGUUUCUUUGAAUGUUUGUCAUUGGACAGAAACCAUAACAUAAGCUAAAACCAUAAACUCAUUUUAUCUAGUGCGACGAGUGUGAAAUAUCGAUUUUUUUGUAGCUUUUCGGCUAACGCGCGUCGAUGACCUCGCACACAACAUCACAAACAACAACUAUAAAUACCACUACAAUUGUGGGCUAAAAGCUGCAAGUACACGCAGAGAAAAAAGCACUCCAAAGCUGUGUCCAAGUUUUUAAAGUAAGCCAAACGCUUUACAUAAUUGCCCCAGUGCCAAAAGAGGCAGUCACAACAAAAACAAAAACAACGAAGAAGAAAACAACGGCGUUGCAAGGGGGAAAACUCUCGAUUGAAAGAAGAAGCACUAGAGGCAGAACAAGAAGACGAAGAAGAGCCCCCGAAAAGAGCGGCAGUCGAAAACCGCAAAGACACAUGCUCAGAUACCGUCUCGUGUCUACUCACUUCCUCAAGCAGCCGUAGUGUGCGAGCGAGCGAGACAGCCAUACCCGGAGAGAGAGGUAGCGAGAGAACAAGAGUGUGGGUGUAUCUGCGAAUGCAAUUGCAAUUGCAAGUGAGAUAGCCAGAGAGAGAGAGAGAGAGGAGAGGAACAAAGAGCGAUCGCAGGACGAUAACUGGGCUAUAAAAGCGCGACAGGUGCGCUCUGCCUGCUCAUUCACCGUUAGACGUUCUCGGGCAAUCAAUUUGUUAACGCCGAAAGGUCCUCUCUCCUUCUAGGAAGAGGCAGAAAUACGGAUUAGCCAAGGAAGGAAGCUCGCCGAAAGAGAGAGAGAGAGAGAGAGGAAGUUCACAUCCGAUCCGGCACUAAAAUCCAGUCACAACGUAUUCGCUAGGAGUGCUACGCCUUUUGGGUCUGAGCUAUAGUCUACAUAGCGAAAAUGUGCAGAGAUCGCGAUAUGAGUUUGUCGUAGAUCAGCGCAACCGUCGUUACAAGGUCAAGAAAAAAAUCAAGCUCAAGAGCGUGUAAAAAGGUGUGCGGGCAAGAGCCCGAGGGCCCCAAAGAUUGAGUUUGCGUUUGCGAAAUCCUGGACCACAAACAACCACAAUAACCAGAUCUAGCUACCAUACCAAAGUUAACAAUAUUAGCAAAAAGGCAACAACAAAAGUAAAAAAAAAAAAGAAAUAGUUAAUUUAUAAAUAAGGAUCCGUCAUCAAAUCUUCCAUUUCGAGUGCGCGUGUGAAUCAAACGGCAAUGUGACUAUUCUGCGCAAUCGGGCUCUAUCCAAAACGGUUCUAGCCGGUUCCAAAACGUAAAUUAAGCUUCGGGCCAAGUGAUUUCGUAUACCUAUCGAUCUUCGACUCUUCAGCUCGAUUCGGUCUGUUUUUCAACCUUUUCCAACCACCAGUCGAACGGAAAACGUCGUGCAACUGGCGAACGUACGGGGAAAAACCAGCAAGAUUGAAGACUUUGGGAGAAAUCUUUGGAAGUCCGUUAAGGCUUGCAUUUGCGGCAUGCGCCAUCCCACAACUGGGCUGAACGAAGACGACCUAAGUCGUCUCACUGGUUCGUCAUCGUCGACGGCUUCUUGCGGCAGCGCAGCCUCCUCAUCAUCGUCCUCAUCCUCUUCGUCCUCGAAUCCCGCUGAUCGGCAUGAGGUCGUUCGCAGUCCGGAGAAGCCAACGCCGGCGGGCACGGACAAAAGCCAUCUGAAUAGCGGCUUCACCUCCACAUACCUGCCGGAGAUCAUACAUCCGGCAUUGGAAUGGCAGAAGUCAUCACGCAAGCGCAAGGAGCGCUUGGACAGCAGCUCGGCCUUUGGCCAGGAUCGCAAGUUGCAGCGCAGCAACAGCGAGGAGUUGCUCACGGAACCGGCUGCCAUCGUUUCCCCGACAGCACAGGCAGCUGCCAGUCUCCUGGAGGCCCAGUGUGAGGUUAUCCGUCGGGUUUCUUCAGAGGAUUUCAAGCGUACUGCUAGUUACGCCACCUAUCGCCAGGAGUUCGAAAGGGAGCAGGAAGAAGCCUCCGAAUUGGGAGAGAACAAUGCCUCGCUGGCCAAUUUGCCAACGGGAGAAGCUGCUAGGGAGCGUCCUCGCCUAGAGACAAGUCCCGCUCGCCAGCCACCAAAAGAAGCUAGCGAUGACUCCGAGUGCGAGCAUGAAAGACGUCGCAGCAGCGAGCGUUUCUGCAAAUCCCGCCAGCCGCCGGUACGCAAAUCUGGAGUGGCCAAAAAGGGCAGCGGAGGCAGUGGCUCCAAGUAUCUGCCAUCCCGACGGGAUGAGCAAAGCGCCUACAAGUACGAUCUGUCGGCCUUGAAGUACGAGCGCAGAGGUUUCAUCAGCAGCAGGAAACAGCAGACUCAGCCGCAGCCCAUGCAAUCUGCUGCCGAUCACAACGACAACAACUUGAUAGACUUCCAUCAGCAGCAGAAGGAGCUGCAGACAAAGAGAAGUGCUAGUAUUUCUCCAACACCCACCACAAGCUCCUCGGCGGGCAGCGAUGACAGCACGCCCACUUCCAAUGCCCCAGCGCCCAUUAAAGCCAAACCCCAGAGGCAGCAGCAAAGUCUGGAUCUUACCUCCGCACAGGAGUCUCUCCCAUGGGAGCGAGGAGAUGAACCUGCUCCUAUUUUGAGCAGGAGAUAUGCCCACUCUCGACCACAUAUUGGUGGCAAUCUCGAUGCAGCUGCUCAACUGGCCAAGGCCAUGCCCUAUCCCCAGCAGCUGCCCAAGCAGGCGGCCACCGUGCAGCUACACUCCGAUAUCACCGACAUGGACUGCUGCCUGGAGCCCAUGGAUGCAGUGAGGGCCUUCAGUUCGCUGGAGAAUAUGCGAACGCGCGAUGUUAUGCAACAGGUGCUUCCCGCUAUGAUGGUGGCCUUUCAAUCGCCCGAGGAACGGCUAAAGGCCAUAAAUCGUCGAGUGACUGUGCUGAAGAAGAAACUGGUUCAGCUGGAGGAAUCCUUGGAACAGAGAUUGGGCUACCGACCAUCGCAAGCAGAGCGACUGAAUGACAAGUACAUGAAGAACGCCCUGGCGGAGUUGAGCAAACUGCGCAAGGAACGGCACGAGCUCAAGACUGAUCCCAUCGCAGCUCUGGGUCUGAAAGUGGGCAGCAGUGGUGGCGCCGGCAUCGGUGGCCAGGAGGUGGCCAAAAAGCUGGAACGCAUGAAGGCCACCCUCGCUGAAAUCGAGCAGAAUCUGAACGAGAAGCGCGUUAAUGGCCAUCGCUCUGAGCAGUUGGAGGAUCUAAAUGCCGACCAAUUGGUGCAGGAGAAGAGCGCUGUGCAGCAUGGAUUGCUGUACUUCGAGAGCCUCUAUGGACAUCCCAUCACCAAGGAGGAACGUGAUGCUGCUCGACCGCUCUACGAUCGCUAUCGGCAGCUAAAACGUCUCGUUGCCCGCACCGUGAUGUUUGGAGCGGGCACUGGAAUACCCGAGCUGCCCACCAUCCUGGAGCACGAGGCUAUGGUGUUCGAAGCCACUUCCACGCCGUUGCAGUAUUCAUCGAACAACAGCACCGAGACCACCAACUCGCCCAGCGACUCGAAUGCCCCGAAUACUCUCACCCAGAAUGCUUCUUCAGAUGAGUCGACGACCACGACCACGUUGACGGGUCCGGCAGCCGGUGUGGCUGCUGCGAAUCAGGAGAAUCAAGCAGCCAGCGAGAACAUCUCCGCACUUAGUGUGGACCAGCUGUGGGAGCAGCUAGAUCGAGCUCGCGAUGAGAAAUCCCUGCUGAAGGCCACCAUCCGGGAGUACGAGUCCUUGUUUGAGGAGCAGAACGGACGCAAGAUGCUCAAGCAAGAUCGUCGGUCGCUGGAAACGGAAACCUAUGCCCAGUACAAGGAGAAGAAGGCCAAGGUGCGUCUGCUCCAGGCCCUGAUCAAGAAGCACAUCGGGCAUUAAGCUAUAUAUACAUAUAUCCAACUUCCAUUCGAUAUCUGUUCACCCACGCAUGCGAAACUAUUUAUUUCAUACCCAAAAACCAACAAAUACAGACCUAGAUCUAUACAAAUUAUAUGUAGUUUUUAGACUUACAUUUACCAUAUAUUCUAUAAUGAUACAUUUUAUGAAUAUUGUUGAUUCCUUAUUGUUUUUUGAAAACAUCUAUUGAGUAAUUGUAAUAAAAAGAAAAUUAAAAAUUA
This is a messenger RNA of Drosophila eugracilis, 4894 nucleotides long. Its product is annotated as protein FAM13A. The coding region runs from base 2262 to 4655 and encodes 797 amino acids. The transcript is spliced from 4 exons. The record is from RefSeq and is a predicted model, not a curated record. Lineage: Eukaryota; Metazoa; Arthropoda; Insecta; Diptera; Drosophilidae.